AUGGCCGAUUCGGAGCCCGUUCAGUUCCUUGACAUCAUCUCCACACUUCCAGGAGCGCAGAAGUCAUGGUCCCCCAAUACCCUCAAGGUCCGCGCGGUCUUGAACUUCAAGGCCAUCCCUUACACUCAAAGCUGGAUCUCGUAUCCCGAUAUUGCCCCGCUCACCAAGGGCCUCGGUCUCGGCCCCAAUGAGGUUGGAAUCCCUUAUACCUUGCCCGUGAUCAUUCAUAAGUCAGUGACGUCGAACCCCCACGGUGCGAUGAUGGACUCGCUGCCAAUCGUCAUGCACCUGGACAAGGCGUUCCCUUCAAGACCGCUCUUCCCUAGUGGUGACGCCAGCUACGCGCUGUUGGUGGCCGUGAGCAAGAUCGCCAGCGGCAUGGGUCCGGCAGUUCGCUCUCUGAUCAUUCCAAGAGUGGCAGACUAUAUGGAUCCGCGAGGAAAGGAGUAUUUCACCGAGACCCGGUCGAAGUUCUUUGGAAAGCCUUUGUCGGAGGUGCGACCGACCGAUCAAGGGACCAUCGAUGAGUUAUGGAAGCAGGUAGAGAUUGAGGCAGGUCCACUGGUUAAAAUGCUUAAGGGUCGGGAGGGCAAGAAGGGACCGUUCUUUGAGGGCGAGACCCCGGGAUAUGUAGACCUAUACUUGGCCUGUCAGUUUGCCUUCUUCGAGCGCAUUGACCGGGAAGCUUUCGACCGUCUGAUGGCUAUCGGUAACGGUGAAUUCAAGGCCCUUUGGGAGGCUUGUGAGCCUUGGAUAGAUGGCCAGGGUGAAGAGAAGGAGUGGACUGGUCCUAAGACCGCGGCUUGA
Messenger RNA from Penicillium cataractarum, 807 nucleotides. Its product is annotated as glutathione S-transferase family protein. The coding region runs from base 1 to 807 and encodes 268 amino acids. The transcript is spliced from 2 exons. The record is from RefSeq and is a predicted model, not a curated record. NCBI's taxonomy places the organism in Eukaryota, Fungi, Ascomycota, Eurotiomycetes, Eurotiales, Aspergillaceae.